Messenger RNA from Cordyceps fumosorosea ARSEF 2679, 1518 nucleotides. Its product is annotated as amidohydrolase. Bases 1 to 1518 code for a protein of 505 amino acids. The record is from RefSeq and is a predicted model, not a curated record. Gene Ontology annotation, molecular function: hydrolase activity, acting on carbon-nitrogen (but not peptide) bonds. The transcript has a single exon. Lineage: Eukaryota; Fungi; Ascomycota; Sordariomycetes; Hypocreales; Cordycipitaceae.
AUGACCAGACGAAUUGUCAUAGCGCACAACACUGCUGCCACUGCCGCUGCCACCACGACGCAGCCAACGCUGCAAGUGCCGUCCCAACCUCCACCCAGCUACAAUCAACUUCAAUCUGGCAUGCGCUGUCUCGGCAUCUCGUCUGCUCAGCUACGCCUCUGGCAGACCUACGACGACGAGAGUGAGGACGAUGACGUACCUAGUUCUGCUAUGGCGAAGAGGACACCCCACCUCAUCAUCACCUCGGACCUCUUGAUUCCCGGCGAUGGCGAGCCAAUUCCCAAUGGCGCAUUGGUCGUCACCUCCAAGACGAUUGCCUGGGUGGGACACCGCGAUGCAAUUCCCUCAAAGUAUCAUGAGGGACCUUGUAGAGUCCACCAUGUUCCGUACAUGAUGCCCGGCCUCUGGGACGUUCACGCGCACAUCGUUGGCCCGAAUCCAGACCCUGAGACUGCCCCACGAGGACUGGUUUACGGGCCAUACGGCGAGCACCCGGCCUCGCAGGGCGCCCGCCUCGCCCGAGGCUGCUGGCAGGCACUGCAGUGUGGCUAUACUUCGCUGCGUGACUGCGGCGGUUUCGGCUGCGAGAUGGCCAAUGCCAUCAAUGACGGCUCCAUCGUCGGGCCCAACAUCUAUAGCUGCGGCGGCUUCAUCAGCCAGACGGCUGGCCACGGCGAUCGGUUCGACAUGCCCCCUGGAGAUGCCCUGCUGCACUUUGGCGUCAACAACAUCCAGCCGGGCUUCUUCUGCCAGGGCUGGGGCGCACUGGCCGACGGCGUCGACGAAUGCCGCCGCGCGGUCCGCUUAAACGUCCGUCGCGGCGCCGCAUGCAUCAAGAUCCUAGCCAGCGGUGGUGUCAUGUCCCUCGACGACGACCCCCUCGAUGCACAGUUUAGUGAGGCAGAAAUGUCCGCGCUCGUGGAAGAGGCCACGCGCAUGGGGCGCGCCGUGGCGGCCCAUUGUCAUGGCAAACCCGGCAUCCUGGCGUCUAUCAAGGCCGGCGUGAGGACGAUUGAGCAUGGCACGUACGCAGACGAAGAAUGCCUCGACCUUAUCAAGAGCCAGGGCAUAAUCCUGGUGCCGACGGCUGCCGUCCUAGAAAUGCUCGCGGGCCUCGACGACGCGAUUCCAAAGAAGAUCGCCGAGAAGAUUAAGCAGGUGGCCGCCAAGAUGGAGGGUAUGUAUAAGAUGGCCCUGGCCAAAGGCGUCACCAUUGCCAUGGGCUCGGAUGCUCAACCCAGCUGGCUCGAUGCGUCGGAGAUUGUCUACGCCGUCAAGAUGGGCAUGACGAGUCUGCAGGCGAUCAAGGCGGCAACGGCGACAGCGCCAUUGACGCUGGGCCGCAGGGCACCCAUGUCGGGCCAGCUGAAGGUCGGGUAUGAUGCGGAUAUCCUGGGGCUUACGGCGGACCCGAUUGAAGACAUCACGGUUCUCAAGAAUAGUGACAAUGUAGGAUGGGUGUGGAAGGGGGGUAAGCUGUUCAAGGGACCCAACGUUGGGCUUUGGGGAGAAGAGUAG